CCUGAAAUGAUCAUGGCUUUGUCGUUCAGUCAUCAAUGUCUAGUGUCGCUCUCCUCCCUUCCGUUUUACCAUCAAAAAGUCAUAAUCCCAAUCUUUCGAAAGUCAAAACCCUAGAAUCGUCUUCCAAGCUCUGCGGAAACAACAUAAUUAAAUCAAUCAAAUCGAGGAGUUACUAUUAAUUACCGCCAGCUAUGCGCAUAGUAGGUUAUGUAGGUUGAGUUAAGGAUUCUGAUUUUCAAAGAAGCCAGUAUUUAGAAGGGCCAAAAUUGAAGAUUAAUGGAUCCCUGGUUUCACUUUCCUCGAAGAUAAACUGUAUUUCGUGUUAAUUCAAAUUCUCUGUUUCUAUCUUAUUUGUUUUGUUUAACACACUGUUCUCCUGUUUCAUUUUGGUUGGGUCUUGCAUGGAGAUCACCCCUCUCCAUGACCUGUUCUGUGCAUAUUUUGUUUGUUUUAUUCAUCAUAUGGUAUGCUUGAGUUGAGGACUUUUAUAUUUUGGUUAGUUGUUUUAUUCAUCGUAUGGUAUGCUUGUUUUAACAACUCUGAUUUAAUUUUGGUGGUUCAGAUUUCAAAAGCUCCAAUAAAAAGGGAAGAAUUGAACCAAUAUAUUUUUCCAGGGCAUUAGUCAAGUCAGUUCAUCUCGGCUUAAUAAUAGUUAGUUGAAGUAGAAGUGAUCUAGACCCUAUGGAUUUUACUUGGAAUGUGGGAUCAAAUGUUCGAGUUGGUACUCUAGGGAGAAAUUUAUAAAACUGUCACUGUGGCAAUACCCAGUCAACUCCCCUCCUCAAAAAAAUAUUAGAUUACUGUAUAACUUUCCCUUGUUGCAGCAUCUGAGAGACGGGUUUGGCUUCUAAAGUUAAGACUUAAGAGAGUUGUGAAGUGAGAAAGUGAGUGUCCUUCCACUGUUGAACUGGUUUUGUUAGGAGGAGACUUUCUGGUCAUGUUUCGGCUUGUUAAGGGGUGAUGUUACAUUUCAACUGUUCAGAGAAUAAUUAAUAAUUGCGUUAUUUUUCAAAAGUUCUUUUUCUAUUCAGUAUCCACUAUAAUAAUGGUCCUUGUCCCUGAUACUCAAAAUUAAAAUGGGGAACAGAGAAUUAAUUCACUUGUUUUCAUCUUGGCAUUCUUUCUUGUUUUAAUGAGACUUGGGUAUCCUUUUCAAUCAAUUUCAUUGUUGAACUGCUGAGUGAUAUUAAUUUUAAAUUAUUGCUUCUUAUUGGAUCAAGCAGAUUUCUUUAUUAUAUUUUUGUGUUGUUUUUCAUUUUGAUACCACCAAUGCAAAUGUGUCCUUGUUAUGAAUGGAUUUGAUAUAAACAAAGAAAAGUUGCUCCUUUUUUUCUUCUUUGAAUAAAUUGAUGCUCAAAUAUGCCAAAAUGUGAAUCUAAUCUCUUUUAUUCUGGAAGAAGUUCCAGUGCUGACCAAAAUGUGGCAUGUCGUAUGAUUGACCUCCAGGCUAGGUUUUUGGAAGGAUUCAAAUCUUGCUGAAUUAACGUGCACCUACAACAAUUGAUAAUGUCAACAUUGGUUUAAUCUUCUAUUCUAUUAGAUGGAUCGAUGUGAUACAUCAGGUUUUGUCAGUGGAGGAUGCAUUUUACUCUCGUAAAUGCUCCUUCAACUUGGUGCAUCCAACCCUAAUUUUGUUGAUAUGUAACUUGUUUAUACGUGGAGGUCAGACAACUGUUCCACUGAAAUUAACCGAUAGGUGUAGCAUUAUACUAUUAUUGUUUAAUGGACGGGAGGUUCCAGAACUUGACUUUCACAGCUAACCCUUCAGCAAAUGCAUUCAAGAUUUUGGGUAACUCAAUGCAAGUUGAAGGAAGGGGAGCUGAUUGUUGUACAGAUACCAUCUUACAACAUGAUUCCCGUGCUUUUUCAAUCUCAAAGGGAACAAAAAGAAAGUGGGAUUUAAUUGAUGGAUCUAUGGGUCAGAGCAUUGGCUCUUCUUUCUCUCAUGGGCUUGAACUUUCAACAAGUUCCUCAGACAGCAAGGAGAGUUCAGCUACUGCUUGCACUGCUAUGUCUUCAGCCAAAGAGAUUGACGAGGAAUCAUCUUUGGAUAUUGAACUGGACUUUACACUUCAUCUUGGCUGUGAGAAGGUACAAAGCCCGAAAAACCCUGCUAGUUCAAAUUUGAAGAUAUUCGAAUUGCAGCCCAAGGUUGAUUUGAAGUUGUGCCUUUCCACCCAGCCCUCUGACUCAGAUAUUACUAGUGUUUGUCUAAGUCCCUCUCAGGCCCCACCACUUCAGUUGAACACGGAGAUCCCAUUAGUAUUCAGUAGGACAACAAAUGCUGAUGAGGGAUCAACUUCAUGUUUUUGGAAACCAGGGCUUGUUUCACUUAAUACAGGUGCUAGUCUAAUGUUGAACCAGGCUGCAAAAAAGUUUGAACAUAAUAUUGGGCUCGAUCUCUUGUCAACCAGACCAAGAAGUUCGGUAACCUGUACCUCUGGGCUAACACAACAAAAACAACCACUACGUUGCAACAGUAAUUCUAAGACAUGUCAAGUUGAGGGAUGUGGAAAGGGUGCCAGAGGUGCUUCUGGACAUUGCAUAUCUCAUGGUGGUGGUAGGAGGUGUCAGAAACCUGGCUGCAAUAAAGGAGCUGUAGGCCGGGCUGUGUACUGCAAAUCUCAUGGAGGUGGCAGGCAAUGUGAAUAUCAUGGUUGCACUAAGAGUGCAGAAGGACGUACAGAUUUCUGUAUUGCUCAUGGUGGUGGUCAGAGAUGCAGUCGUGAGGGUUGUCUCCGAGCUGCCAGAGGGAAAUUUGGAUUGUGUAUUCGGCAUGGUGGUGGCAAGAGAUGUCAAAGAGAAAAUUGUACUAAGAGCGUGGAAGGCUUAUCAGGUCUGUGCAUCUCACAUGGGGGAGGGCAUCAAUGUCAAGCUUCUGGAUGCACCGAAGUGGGACAGGAGACCACUAUGUUCUGCAAAGCACAUGGUGGUGGGAAACACUGUAUAGUACCAGGGUGCAUCAAAGGUGCUGAGGGGACCAUGCCAUUUUGCGAAGGCCAUGGUGGAGGUAAAUGCUGUGCAUACCAGGGUGGUGGAAUCUGUACUAAAAGUGUGCAUGGAGGUACCAACUUCUGUGUGGCACAUGGGGCUGGAAUGAGGUGUGCUGUACCUGACUGCAUUAAGGGUGCCAGAGGACAGACUGAUUAUUGUGUAUGUCAUGGGGGAGGCAAGAGAUGCAAGUUUGAAGGGUGUGGAAAGAGUGCACAAGGUGGCACUGACUUUUGCAAGGCACAUGGGGGAGGGAAGAGAUGCUGUUGGGGCCAUCCUGGGUCAGAAUAUAGCACUAAACAUGGUGGCCCUUGUAAUUCAUUUGCAAGAGGGGAGACAGGCCUGUGCGCACUCCAUAGUGGGUUAGUGCUGGAUAAGAGAGUUCACGGAGGUGUAUCCUUGGAACCAGUUAUUCAGGAUACUCGUGUUAAUAAACUGGAUGAAUUGAAGCAGAUGGUCAUUAACCAAGAUAUGGAUGUGGAUACGAUGAAAAUGCAUAGCCCAAGGAAAGCUGGUUUGAUAGCAUGUUCUGAUGUUAAACUCAAUGAAGUUGCAAGUACUCGUCUCCCAGUUGGGGAAGAUGGUCACACACCAAUGUCAGUUGCGGUUCCUGAAGGCAGGGUGCAUGGUGGAAUUCUGAUGGCAAAGCUGAUGGAGAGUUCUGAUCUUGGUACUAACAGUGGGAGAGGUCUAUUAAGUGAUCCAUCAGAGACAAUUAAAGCUUGCAUCGUGUCCAAGAGCAAAAUUUGAGGCUAGUUAUUGCUUUUGUUGCCAUGCUCUCCCUUGUUGGAAAAUUUUCUCUGCAUGUUUUACUUCGAAGUUCGAUUGUUGAUUAUUAGAGUCGUUAUCUGAUAUCUGUCAAUCGUUAAAACGGGGAGAAAGGGAGAGCAUACGUACGUUGUUUAACAUUCUUAUGUAAUGGUGUUUUCUUUGUUUCCUUCCUCAUUUCCCCUUCUGUACAUUCUAUCUAUCAUCUGAUAAAACGUCUAGCAGUUUGUGACAGCAGGUUGCUACUUGUUAAGACUGUCAGUGUAAACUUGUAUUCUGUUUGUAAUAAAGCCUCUCAACCGAGUGAGAUCGAAUACGUUGUUAUAGUGCUCUUUUUAGAUCAUGGUUACUCUUUGGUAA
Molecule: messenger RNA, 4119 nt
Organism: Cajanus cajan (pigeon pea)
Lineage: Eukaryota; Viridiplantae; Streptophyta; Magnoliopsida; Fabales; Fabaceae
Source: RefSeq, a predicted model, not a curated record